UGCACGAGUCGCAUUGUCAAAUUUCAACAGAGCGCUGUGAAAAGCGGCACGAAAAGUAAGCGGUUCGAAUCGACAGAUAGUAAAGUUUAUUUGGACAACUUCUGAGCAUAAUCAAACUGUUAUUAUUCCGAGCGCUACAUAUCAAAAACUCAAAUUUAUCGGUUGCAGUAUUUAUAACUUGUAUUUGAGAAGUCAACUGAAUUUUUCCAACCGCGUUUCUAUUUUUAUGCUCUCAACACUCCACCGAUCUUUCCCGCCAAAUUGAAAUUACGUAUCAAUAAAGUGACUUACGAAGCAAACAAACAUAUCUAGAGGCAGUAUAUAAGUAAAUUUGCGGAAACAUUCCAUUUCGACGGCUACCAAGUGAAAUAUAGAAAAAUGUCGCACUACGUAAUUGAUAUUCGUUCGGAUACGGUAAGUCAGCCGACAGCGGAAAUGCGCCAAGCCAUGUUUGUGGCCGAAGUGGGUGACGACGUUUAUGGAGAGGACCCGACGGUAAAUGCAUUGGAGCAGAAAACGGCCAAGUUGUUCGAAAAGGAGGCAGGUCUCUUCGUGCCCAGUGGCACCAUGGGAAAUUUAUUGGCUUGUAUGGUGCACUGUCAUCAGCGUGGCUCGGAAGCAAUUGUGGGUGAUUUAUCUCAUAUCUACCUCUAUGARCAAGGUGGCGCUGCUCACAUCGCUGGCGUACAAUUAGCCACAAUACCCAACAAAGUGGACGGCACAUUCUGCCUUGAAGCGCUGCGUCGCAAGGUGCGCUUGGAGGACGAUCACGAGCCAAUUACGUCGCUUAUAGUGGUGGAGAACACACACAACAUAUGCGGUGGCAAGGUGAUUCCGCUGGAGUGGCUCGAUAAACUGGCAGAACUAGUUAAUGACGAUAAACAGCUGCAACCCUACGGCAAGCGUAUUGCGUUGCACAUGGAUGGGGCGCGCGUCUUUAAUGCGGCCGCAGCGUUGCAGGUGCCUGUGGCGCGUAUUGCGCGCGAUUUCGAUUCGGUGAAUAUUUGUUUGAGCAAAGGGCUGUCGGCGCCGGUGGGCUCAGUGCUGGUGGGAUCGGAGGCUUUCAUUAGGCAAGGGCGCCGCCUGCGCAAGGCUCUAGGAGGUGGCAUGCGUCAGGCAGGUAUUUUGGCGGCAGCCGGCAUUGUGGCCUUGGACACCAUUGUUCCGCGUUUGAGGGAGGAUCAGCAGAAGACUCGACGCAUAGCAGAAGCCAUUCACAAAGCCAAAAGUCCCAAUGUCACCGUCGAUUUGGCGACGGUACAUACAAAUAUUCUGCUGAUUCAUCUGCCGAAUGCGAAAUUCGGCGCCACAGCGUUCGCCAAGCGCUGUAGCGAAGUGACGCCCGAGGAGCUCGCCGCCGGCGUGCAUGCCGCACACAAGGAGCAGGGUAUUAAGCUGAAAGUGAGCGCACGCGAUUGGCAAUUCGCUCGAAUUGUGUUGUACCAUCAGAUCASCGAUGCGGAUGUCGAUUUGGUAAUCAAGAAAUUCAAUUAUAUAAUACGAGAUGUGGACGUCAUAUUGGCAGCAUAACUGUCAUGUGACAUAAAAGUGAAAUAAGACAUACAUACUUACUUUGGAUUUCUUUAAACGUCGUCUAUACAUAAAUGCACAAGUUCUCGUUGGAUAGAAGGCAUUCCAAUUCAUUUCACUAUGUAUACACACUAAACCACUUUAAAUAAGUCAUUUAUUAACCCAGAAAGUAGAAAUGUUUUUAUUUUUUAUUUUUAUAAAUAAAGCAGAGGAUUGUACAGAAUAAUAUA
Messenger RNA from Bactrocera latifrons, 1760 nucleotides. RefSeq names its product probable low-specificity L-threonine aldolase 2. The coding region runs from base 379 to 1530 and encodes 383 amino acids. The transcript has 6 exons. The record is from RefSeq and is a predicted model, not a curated record. Gene Ontology annotation, molecular function: L-allo-threonine aldolase activity. Gene Ontology annotation, biological process: L-threonine catabolic process; glycine biosynthetic process. Gene Ontology annotation, cellular component: cytosol. NCBI's taxonomy places the organism in Eukaryota, Metazoa, Arthropoda, Insecta, Diptera, Tephritidae.